AGACAUCUCACUUGUCCUCGAUGAAAUCGUUUCUUACCUCUCUCCUCGGGACCUAAGCCGUUGUGUUUGUGUCUCUAGAUCAUUUUGGUCCGCAUUCGUACCUUAUCUUUGGCGCAACAUCCAUCUUAGACUUGCUGCCCAGGAGAGACGCGACUUUGUCAGCUCGAACUCACCUUUUCUCCUUCAAUCGGAAACCACACCUGAUACACGUCGAGACCUAUAUCGAUAUUCCGUCCGAUCCAUCAAAUUGGCAGCCGCUCUACCAAUAUGGCUAAAUCAAGUUGAUGGCAACACUAUGAGCUCAUCCGCCUCGCAAUCAUUGAUACCACUCUCGCAUUUAUCUUUCUUCCCAAACCUUGUUCGCUUCAAGUUCCGGAACCAGAUGACUAGCAAUAAUCGGCUACAAACAGAGGAUAUAGCAAUUGUAGUAUCUCGGAUCCUGGCCUUCAUGACAGUCCACUCAACGCUUAAUGAAAUCGAGCUAUCAUACCUCAAAGUCGAUGCCGAUUUUAUACAGAAGUUUAGCGCGGUUAUGAGCAGCUUAUCAGGGCUUCAAAAACUUGUCUUGACGUUAACAGGCAGAAUCUCGCUUGCAGAUCACUUACAAAUACUUAAAGCUGGUCUACAGUUGGAAAAGCUCCAUGUGUCGGUUGACUCAUCCAUAUACGAAAACCAAGAGGUGGGACUGACAGAAUUGGAUAUGUAUAGGCAGCAGAUAGAACUGAUGAAAAGUGAGCAUGGCAGGAUCAAAGACUUGAGUCUCAACACAGAACUGUUUGAAAUAAUCAUAGCGGACUACUUGGCUCGAUGCCCAUUUCUGGAGCAGCUAGUUGUCCAUAGCCCUCCGACAGUAUCCUCUGCAGUGUAUCAGGAUAUCUCUAAUGUUAUCAAAACUCACUGCCCAAGAUUGAAGCACUUAGACAUUAGGACAGUAUUGAUGGGUGAAGUCCCACAAGCCAAAUUGAUCUUGGCUUGUUUGCCAUCAUCGGCCGCAUUGUACGAAGAGCGAUCAGGAUUAGAAUCAAUAGCCACUCGUCUCUACGGGUCAACUACAGAUAUAACAUUGAAUGCGAUGCUGGCACAUCAGACAACCUUAACAUCAGUGCGUAUCAGUCAAGGGAAAGGCAUUACUGCCACGGGACUGCAGCGAAUUACCACGAGUUGUACCCACUUGAAAUCGCUUGCUGUCAGACUGAUCUUUGGAGAUGCAAUCCCGAUCCUCAUGGACGGAAUAGCCAACACGCAGUGGGAAUGCACGAAGUUACGCUCCCUUUCAAUCUUAUUUGUUGAUAAUUGUACAAUUACAGGACGAGAGCCUGCUACGCAGUACCUGCAGUAUCUCUAUGGACAAAUCGGGACGAUGACGGAAUUAGAGACUCUCUCCUUCAGAAUGGGACAUGCUGGGUGGGUGCCCAUGCGACAUACCUUCAUUGACUGCCUGGGAAAGCUUUAUCAGUUGAGACAGCUUCGAGUGUUUGGGUUUCGCAAGGAAGAGGCUAGCAUGCUCAAGAAACACCAUAUAGAGGCCAUGCUCCAAAGUUGGCCAAAGCUAGAGCAACUGGCUGGUCUACUGGAAGACUUUCGAACGAAUAGCUUAGCGCAAUGGUUAAUAGAGUCCCGUCCAGACCUUGACCUCAGUGCACUGAAUGAUAGACUUGGAUAGCUUGCACACAUUUGUAAAUGAAAUAUAAUGGGC
Messenger RNA from Lobosporangium transversale, 1696 nucleotides. RefSeq lists its product as hypothetical. The transcript has a single exon. Lineage: Eukaryota; Fungi; Mortierellomycota; Mortierellomycetes; Mortierellales; Mortierellaceae. Bases 296 to 1663 code for a protein of 455 amino acids. The record is from RefSeq and is a predicted model, not a curated record.